Diospyros lotus (date-plum) is the source of this 1324-nucleotide messenger RNA. RefSeq lists its product as uncharacterized. The record is from RefSeq and is a predicted model, not a curated record. The coding region runs from base 351 to 938 and encodes 195 amino acids. NCBI's taxonomy places the organism in Eukaryota, Viridiplantae, Streptophyta, Magnoliopsida, Ericales, Ebenaceae. The transcript has a single exon.
AGAGAGAGAGAGAAAGGGAAGCCAUCAAACAAACAAGAAGGGAACAAACAUCAAAUCAGCAAAGGAGCGUCUAAAGAUAAAGUGUGGAAGCCAAGCCAGGAAGAAUAAGAGAAAAGAAGGAAAAGCUCAAAGAGAGACAUAUAUGUGUGUGUGUGUGUGUAUUCUUAAACUUUCUUUUAUCUUCAAGUUCAAAUGCCCCAUGCCUCCACAAAUCUUUUCUGUGUAAACGAACCCCCAUCACCAACACCAUAUAUAUACCGAUAUAUAGAGCUACCAAAUCAAUUACCAUUAGUCUCUCUCUCUCUCUCUCUCUCUCUCUAGCUCUCUGACAUUAAUAUUAAUUAAUAAUAAUGUUACUAAGAGCCUCCAUUUCCGGCAGCAAGAAGUUCUUCCAGAAAACCCUCCACACGUUCAAGUCCUUCCUCUCCGGUGGCUACCAGAAGCUCCCCAAAACCCCUCCUUUCAACCCCUUUUCCUGCAGCCCCGCCGCCGUUAAUGACAUGACCUUCACCCACACCUACCCAGACCUCGACAAUUUCUACUCAGACUUCAUCGAACACGCCGACAAUCAGAAAAAGAAGAAAAGGAAGAAGAAAACCAAGAUCAAGAGGUUGCAGCCGCCGCCAGUCUCCCAGAAUUAUCAACUGGAAAGGAGGCAGCAAGAUCAAGAGAAGAAGAGGAGGGUAGUAGUUAAUGUGGCUGAUCAAGGAAAAGCGAAGGAAGGGUUGGCGCUGCGGUCACGCGAAGGCAGGAGUUUGGCUGUGGCGCAGAAGCUGAAGGAGCUGGCAAUGGCGGACAAGAGCAACAUAGAGCACGUUCUGGACAUCGAAGAGGUUCUCCAUUACUACUAUCGGCUGACAUGCCCGGCGUACAUCGACAUUAUCGACAAGUUCUUCAUGGACAUGUACGCUGAGCUCUCCAGCUUCCAGGAUUCUUAAUGGAGCUUGCGGUUUAAGUGGUAGAUUUGAUUGAUGAUUCUUCUGAUCUCUUUAGACCCUCUCUAAUCGUUCUUUGCAUGAACAAUACAGAGAGAUUUAUAUAAUUGGCAGUCUGCAACAGUUUGCUUUGUUCAUCUAAUCAGCUCAGCUGUGACAGGAUCAAGAUCAAAGAUUCGUUGUGAAUUAAUACUCUCUAAGUCUUGGUUUUGCCAAUCAAACCCACUGGUCUUUCCGUCUUGGCCAAUUUUAGAGUUAAUUUUUAGUGUUUCAUUAAUCAGGUUUUGUUUUGACUCCCCCUUUGAUUUUCUGUACUGCUAAUAAUUGCUCGGCCAUUCAUUUCGUUUCGAUCAAUGAUCAGUUUGUGAUUGGUUUCACUCAAAACUUAU